CGGUACUACAGGAGAAAGUUCGUCACUUGACGAAAUCGCUUUUUGACUACAGGCGGGACUCAACGUUCCACUUAAAUGCACCUUUUUGCUCGUAACCUACUUUCUGUCCAACUUUCCAUCCUUCCAAUUGAGAGAGAGAGAUCAGAUCCUGUUUUUUCCUCUUACGGGACCUCUCAGCAGUUUUGCACCAGCACAUCAUUACAGUCAACAUGGAAGCUUGGAGAUCCGUGAUCGUUUUGGCGGUUCUUGCCGUGGCUUUGACAGCAGCGCAGAUGAACAUGUUUUGUGAUUUGUCAAGGACACAACUGGAAAAGUUCAUGGAUUGUGGAAAAGACGGUUUUUCAGCAGAGGCAUCCAGUGGUUGGAGUACGUGUAAAGAAGAAAUUCUAGGAUACUCUGACUCCAAUGGCACAGAUUCUCAAGCCAUUGUUUAUAUGUGCGAGCACAACAAAACGAGGAUAGUGGAAGAUUGUAUGAAGAAAUCAGGCAAAAAAGUGAAUCGUAAGGCUAGGGCCAAAAUGAUGGUCUGCAUGAUGAAGAUACUUACUUAAGCCAAACGAGUCCAUUAUGUAUCUGCGUGUAUUUUUUUUUUUACCCUUUUAAUCAUCAAUGUAUAUUAGAAGUCAUUUAAAAUGCAUCAUUUUUUUUCAUAAUAAACAAUAUUUAUCUUA
Molecule: messenger RNA, 671 nt
Organism: Argiope bruennichi
Lineage: Eukaryota; Metazoa; Arthropoda; Arachnida; Araneae; Araneidae
Exons: 5
Coding region: 210-551 (113 amino acids)
Source: RefSeq, a predicted model, not a curated record